Messenger RNA from Cladophialophora immunda, 918 nucleotides. RefSeq lists its product as uncharacterized. The transcript is spliced from 9 exons. The record is from RefSeq and is a predicted model, not a curated record. NCBI's taxonomy places the organism in Eukaryota, Fungi, Ascomycota, Eurotiomycetes, Chaetothyriales, Herpotrichiellaceae. Bases 1 to 918 code for a protein of 305 amino acids. Gene Ontology annotation, molecular function: oxidoreductase activity.
AUGGCUGAAGCGCACCCGUUGUCAGCCAGGACCCUGUUCGAUCUGCGAGGAUGUGUUGCAGUUGUUACUGGCGGCGGAACGGGGAUUGGCCUGAUGAUCGCACAGGUAUUUGCAGUGAAUGGAGCAAAGGUGUACAUCACAGGUCGCCGACGUGAAGUCCUCGAAGCCAGCGCCAAAGCGCAUGGCUCACCCGCGGCACUAGGCAAUUCGGGAGGCUCGCUAGUCCCCCUGCAGAUGGAUGUGACUUCAAAGGAUAGCAUUCGUCGAGCCGUUGAGGAAAUUUCCAAGAGCAACGACUACGAUUCCAGACUCGUAAACAAUGCUGGUAUUGGUAGUGGGCGAGCAGCAGCCAAGCCUGAAGAUGGACCCGAGGUUUAUGGGAAAGCUAUGUUCGACGAGGACAUCAAUGACUGGCAGCAAGUAUCCUUGUCCAACAACACCCAGAUCUACUUUGUCAGCGCUGCAUUCGUGCCACUUUUGUCCGCGGCUGUCAAGAGUCCUUCCCAUGCUCCAGGCAACAUCAUCAAUGUUUCCUCUCAAAGCGGAAUGACAAAAUGGUCACAAAACAGCCAGUACGCCUACAACUGCAGUAAGGCGGCGGCCAACCACCUCACGAAGAUGUUGGCAUAUGAGUUGAUCACACCCGGAAUCAGUAUUCGAGUCAACGCCAUAUGUCCUGGCUAUUUUCCAUCCGAGCUCACGUACGGCAGCUCCGACGCCACGAACAAGACCAACUGGCCGCAAGAAGAGUACGACGCAGAGAUGAAGAAGGUGGGCGCCAACGUGCCCACGGGGCGUCCUGGAACAGAUCAAGAAAUGGCAGGAGCUGUACUGGUUUUGGCGACCAACGGCUACAUCACGGGAACCUGCCUGGCCGUUGACGGUGGAAUUCUUCUUCGUCACCCAGCCUGUGUCUAA